Panicum virgatum (switchgrass) is the source of this 5670-nucleotide messenger RNA. RefSeq lists its product as uncharacterized. The transcript is spliced from 12 exons. The record is from RefSeq and is a predicted model, not a curated record. Bases 204 to 5399 code for a protein of 1731 amino acids. NCBI's taxonomy places the organism in Eukaryota, Viridiplantae, Streptophyta, Magnoliopsida, Poales, Poaceae. Gene Ontology annotation, molecular function: protein binding; metal ion binding; DNA binding.
CCCGUUUCGAGCUUCCGCCACGCCUCUGUCCCUCCCUCCCUCUCUCUCGCUCGCUCGCUCGCUGGGCUCCUCACGCGCUCGCAGUCGUACACCAACCGGAGCCCUCUCGCGCCUCACGGGGGGCGCCGCGGCGACGCGAGGCGGAGGCCUGGCUAGGGUUAGGGUUCCCGGCCUAGCGAGCCCCACCCCCCGCGGUCCGAUCCAUGGACGGGGGCGCGGGCCCGGGCGCCGAGGUGCUGUCGCCCGGCGAGGCCGACUGGCCGCCCGAGCUCCGCCUCCCGCCGCCGCCGCCGCCCGCGCCGGCCUCGCGGCGCGGCUACGCGGCCCCCGCUCCCCACCUGCACAUGCAGCUCCCUUCCGCUGCGGCGCCCAGAGAGGAGGAGCGGCCACCGCCUCGCCACGCGGAGGGGGGUUUUGACGACCGGCAGUUCCUCGGAUCGAUCAUGGGGGGCGCGGCCCCGCAACAGCAGCAGCAUCAGCAACCGCAGCCGCAGCCCGCGGCCGCCGCCGCGCCGGUGAAGAGGAAGAGGGGGAGGCCGCCGAAGAACAGGGACGGCGCGCCGCCGCCGGCCGCGCCCGCUCCGGUGAAGAAGAAGGACGAGGAGGUGGUGUGCUUCAUCUGCUUCGACGGGGGCGACCUCGUGGUCUGCGACCGGAGGGGUUGCCCGAAGGUGUACCAUCCUGCUUGCAUCAAGCGUGACGAGUCCUUCUUCCGGUCUCGGGGCAAGUGGGAUUGUGGGUGGCACAUAUGCAGCGGCUGUGAAAAGGCAGUACAAUACAUGUGCUAUACCUGCACGUACUCCGUCUGCAAAGGGUGCAUCAAACAAGGAAAAUUCUUUGGUGUUAGAGGGAACAAGGGCUUCUGUGAUACAUGUUAUGGUACAAUAUUGUUGAUAGAAUCCAAAGAUGAUGGUGCAAAGGUUGGUGUUGAUUUUGAUGAUAAAAAUAGCUGGGAGUAUCUUUUCAAGUUAUAUUGGUUGGAUCUGAAAGGGAAGCAUUUAUUAACAUUGGAAGAGCUAAUCAGUGCCAAGAGCCAUUGGAGUGUCCCUACUACUGCUGGUAGGAGAGAGAAAGAGGAGUCAUCAGAUGAUUUAUAUGAUGCAAAUGAUGAUCAAGAUGCUAGUUUUGACAUCUCUUCGAGGAAACGAAGACGGAAUAAUUUUUCAGGAAAAAGAGGACAGAAACGCAAAAAGGACAGUAGUAUUACUGCUAGGCAGUGUGGAAUCUCAAUCAACAGUGCUGCAAGCUUACCAAAUGGAUCGAAAAGUGGAGGGAUGUCCUUGCCAGGUGUUACAGAAUGGGCUUCAUCUGAGCUAUUGGAGUUCAUUGGACACAUGAGAAAUGGUGAUAGUUCCUAUAUUUCCCAGCCUGAUGUCCAGGUUCUUUUGCUUGAAUAUAUAAAGCAAAAUAACCUCCGUGAUCCUCACAGAAAAAGUCAGGUGAUCUGUGAUUCAAGGCUUAGCAAUUUGUUUAGAAAACCACGUGUUGGUCAUAUUGAGAUGUUGAAGCUUCUGGAGAUGCAUUAUCUUGUGAAACAGACUCCAACGUUAAAUGCAGAUAGUCAACAAGCAGUUGAUUCAGAUUCUGCCGAAGCAGAUGCUGGAGGAUAUAAUGAGUUGAUGGGUAAAUUAAGUUCUGAUAAGAGGAAGAAGGUUCAUAAGAAGGGUGAAAGAGAACUGACAACUAAUUUAGAGGACUAUGUAGCCAUUGACAUGCACAAUAUCAAUUUAAUUUACUUGCGUCGGAGCUUGCUGGAGGAUCUUAUUGACAAUGAUGCUGCAUUCUCUGAGAAAAUUGCUGGCUCCUUUGUGAGGAUAAGAAUUUCUGGUCUUGGCAACAAGCAAGAUAUGUACCGUCUAGUGAAAGUUGUUGGUACACCUAAGGUUGCAGAGCGAUACAAUAUCGGUAAAAAGACAACAGAUUAUGCUCUUGAGAUAUCAAAUUUAGAUAAAAAAGAGGUUAUCACAAUGGAUACGAUCUCAAAUCAGGAUUUUACAGAGGAGGAAUGCAAGCGCUUACGUCAGAGUAUGAAGUUUGGUCUAACCACCCGGUUAAAAGUGGGAGACGUCUAUGAGAAAGCUAAAAUCUUCCAAUCUCUGCGAUUUAAAGAUUGGUUGGAAAAUGAGAAGCAGAGGCUGAGCCAUCUUCGUGAUCGUGCUAGUGAAACUGGACGUCGAAAGCAACUGAGAGUGUGUGUAGAGAAGUUGCAGCUUCUGGACACUCCUGAAGAAAAAGCCCGAAUGAUUAAUGAAGUGCCAGAAGUACAUGUUGAUCCCCACAUGGCUCCAAAUUAUGAAUCUGCUGAAGAACAGGAUUAUAAGAAAGCCGUUGAUCGGACAAUAAAUAAGAAUGGACAAGAUCUAGGAAGAAAAGGAGCACAAUCGAAUUCUGGGGAGAAUCAUAUGCAGAAAUGCCUGGAUGGAAGCAGUUACACCAGUAGUGCACUAAAAGAGGAUGUAGGCCAUAAAUCAGGAGCAGGAAGUAACAUUAAUUUAAACAAGGCAGCAGAGCCUGCAUUGCUUGGGGCUGUAUCAAAUAACACUGAGCCAGAACAAGUUUGGCUCUACAAGGAUCCUAAGGGAAUUGUUCAGGGGCCGUUUACUCUUUCGCAGUUAUCCAAGUGGGUAGGUUACUUCCCACGCGACCUGAGAAUAUGGCUCACAUUUGAGAGUGAAGAGAACUCGCUUCUGUUGACUGAAGUGCUCAAGAAACAGCAGACAGAUUUCGUUCAGUCUUCAGCACUCUCUACCAGUGAUAAAUCAAUAUGGGCAGGCACAGGGCAAGAAAGAAUCAACUCAGAUUUAGUUGCAAAUAGAUCUUCCUCCCCUAUUGGUUAUAAUGCCGCGUAUUCUUAUGCACCAUCUAGGCAGUUUGCUGAGGGUUCUCAUACUACAAAAGAAGAUCCAAAGUCUCUGGGUGCAACUUUACCAUGGAGGUCACUGAAUGAUGGUCACACUUUGCAGGGCCAGGUCCAGCAUCAGGUUAGCUAUUCAUCAACCAUUCUAUCUUCAGCAGGUUCAUCUGCACCACCUAGCUCUCAUGAUGAGAGGGUCCCAAAUGAACGGGUUGGUGAAUGGAACAGUUGUCAGGACAAUGGUGGUAUGUGGAAUUCAACCAUAGCGCUCAUGAAUGAUAGUCACAAGAGUAAUGUGGAGCAGCAUCCUGACGGUUGUUUUAUGGAUGACCAAUUGCAAACUGACUCUACGAGUAAUCGGCAUAAAGUCUCAGUUCUUACUGCACAACAAUCUGAGAGGGACCCUGCUACUUCUCAUAGUACUACAAGUCUGCCAGAGUUCAAAGCCAUGUGCCAGCAGGAACGCUGUUACUGGAGUUCAGCAAUAAAUGCUGGCGCUCAUGACCUAGCAAAGCCUGAGAGCUGUUCUCCAACAAAUCCUGUUGAAGACAGAGAUUCGAGUUCUGCUUCUGUUGUGUCUAUUCAGUCUGCGUCUACCUCAAAUUCUAUUAAGACUGAGGCAACCACGAAUCAGCAUAAAUCAUGCCGACCUGACGCAUCGAAUGCACCAUUUGAUCAGCUUCCUGAACCUAAAAGUGGCCCGGUGUUUUCCUCAAAGACUCAAGAUGUUGAGUCUGAGUACCCUAGUCCAACCCCAAAACUGGAGAGGAAGGAGCCUUCCAUGAACCACUCAGGAUCAACAUCAGUAGCACCUGAAGAUUUAGCUACAAACACAUGCGUCUACUCUUCAAUAUCUUUUGUAUCAGAACCGUUGGGCCAACCUGCUAGUAAAAUUGAUAGCUUGCUACUCAAGGAAAGAUCAUGUCUAGAAGAAAGACAUUUAAGAGAUAGGGAAACUUUCACUCAAACGAAGCAUCUAUUUGAAGAGACUACAGUAAAGAGAAACAACAAACUGGUUAAUCCUGUAUCUGAUGCUGAAGGGAUUGCUGUAUCAGAUGUGUUGGAAUCGUUAACGGAACAAAGCUGUGAAAAAUAUAGUAUGCAUGAAGCUGCGCCUUCAGAAAAUUUUGUGCCAGCUUCAGCUGAGGAAGAACAACCACAAUGCUCUAGUCCUAUUGCAUUGUCGCCUUGGGGUGAACAAAGUUACUAUCAGGGUGAAGCUGUUGAUUCUGCUCUGUGGGGUGUACAAGAUGACCCUGGAAAUGACAUGUGGUCAAUGCCUUCACCAACACCUGCUCUCCAACCUUCCUCAGGUCUUGGAGCUGAUGGAAAAGAUGUUUCAUGCAUCAUAGAGGAGGUGAUAGCAGACCAAGGAAAUAAUAUUUUUGUUGAAACUUUACCAACACAAGGGGAGAAAAAGAUGCGACAGGGAAACUCAAGUGCCUCCACAGGUCCUGGAGAAACAGAGAAGGUAAAACCAAAAUCAAUUGCUGCAUCAGGUCCAUCCCUAGAUGGGAGCACAAAAGCUUCAGAUUGGCAACCCUCAGGCUCAUCUCUGGUGAGGAGUGCAAAAGCUUCAGGUUGGAGACCACCAGCUUUAUCUCUUGAAGGGGUUACUAAUGAUUCAGGUUCGCAACCAUCAUGUCCCUCUACACAAGGGAGCACAAAAGCUUCAGGUUGGCAGCGAUCAAGUUCAUCUCCAGAUGGAAGCAGAAAAGCCUCAGGUUGGCAGCGAUCAAAUUCAUCUCCAGAUGGGAGCAGAAAAGCCUCAGGUUGGCAAGCACCAGUUUUUUCUGUAGAGGGGAGUGCAAAAUCUGCAUGGUGCCGAUCAAGUACAUCGCCAGAUGGGAGCAGAAAAGCUUCAGGUUGGCAAAGGUCAGGUUCUUUCACCCAUGGAAGUGCAAAAGCUUCUGGCUGGCAACCCUCAGGUUCUUCUGCAGAUGGGAGCACAAAAGUUGAUGGUCGGCAACGAACAAGUUCAUCUCCUGAGGGAACCAGAAAAUCUUCAGGUUUGCAUUGGUCAGGUCGUGAGAGCUCAAAGGUUAAUUCGGCCUCUGGUGCCGGCAAAAGCUGUAAAUCGUCUAGUCACCAAGCGACUACACCAACAGGCAGGCACUCUGUGGAAGCCCACCAAGCUACUACACCAACAGGCAGGCACUAUGUGGAAGCCCCAAAGAGACAGGGAAACAGUGAUAAUAGUACUUCUGUCUGGGACGAAGCUCUCGGAAACUCUCGGGAACUGUCAAAGAGACAGGGAAAUGGCGACAAGAAUGCAGGUUGGGGAGAGGCUCUAGGAAGCAAUAGGAGCUGGCAUUCAUCCUCUGGCAAUGCCAGUCGGGGCAGCCACCAUGACAGGCACUCCCAUGGCACCGAAUUCCGGCAGGGCAGCUCAAACCACCCUCGGAGGUACGACCACCGUCAUGAUCAUGGCAGCGGUGGGUCAUCCAGGUCGUCGUCGAGAGGGCAGCCCCAAAGAGGGGUCUGCAAAUACUACGAGAAUGGCCACUGCUGGAAGGGUUCGAAGUGCCAGUACCUCCACCGUUGAUCUCCGCGGUAGCAAAACGAUGCGCCAUGUCUCGUCGGCUUCAAAUUUUUGUAUAGGCUCAUAUGGUCACCUAAUCAAAUUGUAGUCAGUAUAGGAGCAAAGCUUUAUUAACCGUGUUGCCCCACCAGGUUGUUAGUAGUGUAUAUCCAUCACAGUAGGAAUACGAUUAAACUAGGAUUUGAAGCUUAUAGGGCCCACUAAUUUGUGGCCGUGUAGGUAGGUACUCCAACUCCACUUUUGAAGGGUGAAUGCAACGUUCUGUUCGGUUAAA